Messenger RNA from Porites evermanni, 7572 nucleotides. The record is from the annotation of a GenBank genome assembly. NCBI's taxonomy places the organism in Eukaryota, Metazoa, Cnidaria, Anthozoa, Scleractinia, Poritidae.
GUGCUAGUUACUCCUCACAAAUUACCAUGUAUUUUUUUGUUAAACAAGGGGAGAAUUUGACAAGAGAGCAAGUGACACUGAUGACCAUGCGCCCUAACAAUACUCUAAUCAAGGCGUACCUUUGGGGGAUUACUCCCUAUAAUGGCCUUUACCAGAAACUCCACCUGCACGCUUUUAUCAGGUUUCAGGUGUAUGAAAAGGUAUGAACAUCACCAGUUGAAGUAUAUGAAAGAUUAAGGAAAUCUGUCAUUUUGGUCUGCAAAAAGGGCGAAAAGGGUGCUCAUGGUUUUGUGGUUUAUUCAUAUUUCAAAGACAGUGCAUUUACAGCAGUAAAAAGGGAUUAUGUGAAAGGGGUAUCUUUUCAGUCAAAAAUGGUAUAUAAACCAGUGGGUUGGACCUCAGGGUGGAGCCUCCCUGUAUAAAACUUUGUUGAUUGCCCAUAUUCCUGAUUCAUGUUGUUGCCUCCUGCUCCCCAUAUUUUUUGCAAGCUUCUGAUUUCUGAAUUUAAAUGGACAAAAAGUAAGAAAAAAGCUCUAGUUUCUAUUCCUAUAGCCCCGGCGAAAACAGCCAUUUCUUCUCACUCCUCGCUGCUUGGGAUGUUUUGAAGUGUCCCAAGAAGCAAACAGUGAGGAUCUGAAACUGCUGUUUUUGCAGGCUAUCAUUCUUAGUAAUUACUAGAAAAGGCAACAGUGAAAAUAUUUUUUAAAAUGCAACAUCUGAUUGUGUGAACUAGACGGUUUGAGGUGUUCAGAAAGUAGAGAGUGGGCGAAAAAGACUAGGGAGCCAGGCGUCUCCCCUAGCCUCAUUUCUCUCCCUUGUUUUCCCUGCGUACGAUUUAACUUUCUCCCCAUCAUCUCUGAAUGUUGGGAGCUACUAUCUGAUAACCUGGACCAGGCUAUGUGAAGUCAUGAGUGGGCUACCAUGAAAUAGGGCAGUGUAAAUUUCACGACAGGUAACUGAUCAAUAAUGCUCACUUACCUAGUUCUGUCACUAGGCAUUUUCAAGACCCUGGACUGCACAGCAAGAAAGAUUUUCCAGUCAAAACGUCAAUGCAUAAUGCAUAUCUUAGGGAAUUUGGAAAUUAAAUUUUUCAAAGUUCUCUUCAUAAGAUUUUAUUAUACUAAGAAGUAAAGACUUGGAAUAAGGUUAAAAUGAAAAUAACCAUAACUUGGAUGUUUUUAAUCACGAGUAAUGUUGAUGAUUGAAAUCGUUGAGAGCCACCUUAAAAUUGACUAAUCAACCCAGAGUUCUCUCCUUUAACAAGAUCGCAAGGGCCCUGGUUACGAGUCGACACUCGCGUCACGUUUAUUGAAAAUGGCGUACUUUUUGAAGCUCCAUAAACAGCGAGGGAUUUACACAAUUUUUGGCUUUGUAUCAUAGAUGGUUAUGCAGAUUUACGACCAUGUGAAGUAUGUUUAUAUAUACAGCGAGUGAUGUAUGAGAGCAUGAAUUCAAUACCCGGUUGGUCGUACACUCCACUCAAGCGAUGCCUCUUAUCAGAUGAUCCAUUUUUCGAGGUUGGGCUAUUUUCCUUACCGUACUAAUUUGUAAAUGUUUAACAAUACAUCCGAUUAUAGUUGCCUUGCCUAAAGUAGGAAGUCUUUUUUCCAUCUUCAACAACAUUAAACGCAGUUUGUAGAGAGUAUGUGGGAUUCAAGACAGCUAUUGCAUUCUUCGCAAUGCUGGCUGCCCAAACUCCCUUGAUGUACUACCCUGAAUUUCAACAGAGCAACUCAAGGAAAAAGCUAAAAAUCAGCUGCUUAAACAAAGAUUUUAUGAUAUUAGUUUGUUUCCUGCUUGUCAGUUGUUUUAAAAACAAUGAAGAAAUAAAUUUGAUAUUUUUAAAAUAUUAAUUAAACAGCUCUCAUCUUUAAUAAUUUUAUUUGCAAUAAUAUUUUUGUAUGUUAAUCUUUAAAAUGAAGGAAGGAGAGUUACUUUGUAACAUUUCAAGGAAGCAGUUGGAUAACAGUGAAGAUGUGGAACAUCUUGUUCAAAGGCAAGUUUACUUUUAUUAAUUACAGUGAAGUAACUGAAAUCAAGAAUGUGGCCUUUCAAAACACACACAGAUGCUCUUCUUUUUGCUAAACAGUUGAUAGCCUACACUGUAGCUACUUAGAACUUUGUAUUUCAUUGAAGAACUGGGGGUGUACUCCAGAGAACUUUAUGGUGUGGGGGAUAAUUGAGAGGGGGCAAAAAUAGAAAUAGAACGUUUGUGGUUAUAAUAUUAUUUCUUCAUCGUACCAUAUAUCGUUUUGGUAGUCCAGGACUUGCAGCUGACAAAUGUGCACAGUACUACACCAAAUUAUCUUCAGUUGUUUUGAAUACCCCCAAAACCCUAAUGUCGAGGCAGCCAAAAUAUACUUGACACAUUUUCCUUCCCCUAAAAAUUCUCAAAUAAAAAAUUUCAGAUCUUAAAAAAUUCUUUGUUCAUCCCUAUGACUUUACUCUGGAGUACCUCCCCUGGUUGAAGAACGCUACUCCAUAGAUGUUGUUUAUGCUACAGUGGUUAAGUGGCAAGGUAUUCUGAAGUUGCUCUUUUCUGAGACAAAACCUAAUUUACAGCAAGUUAUAAUAAUAUUAUGGGGAAUAAAAUGCUGCUGGAAAAGACAAUUUUAUUGACAAAAAUAUAUAUUUUAAUGAUCAAAAUAUUUGAAUUGAAUCUUUUUAGAACUGACUUCAAGUGCGACAGUUGUGGAGAAUGGUUUUCUAGUGUACCAAGGUAUGAAGGCAAAUUGUUAAAUUUAAACUUGAGAAUAACACCAAGUGAGUACAUUAAAAGUACCUGCAAGGCGUGUGUAGCCAUGUGCUGCAGCUUAGCAAGUAACAAUGACAACUCUGUGAAUAAACUACCACCUAAAUGUGGUUCCCAUCAUACCAAAGAGACCUUGAGAUAUACCAUUUCUGCCUACGGUUACAGCUGCAACAUAUAGGUCGUCAUAUUUGCCACAUAUUUAUAUAAAGGGCAAGCAUGAUUUCUCAGAUGUGCUUAUGACAUCACCUUUUUACCCAGUAACCUACCCAUUUCUCAGUCUUUCUUACGGCUAUGGAUAGGAGUAAUUUUCCCAUACCUGUACAGACAGGAACAGCAGUGUAUCUUAAGGUCUCUAAUAAGUCAAAGUAAAAUACAUGUACUUAUUAUAUAUAUAGACGCGAGUGUUUUACUGGAAAAUAUACCACUUGUAAAAUUCAUAAAAACUACAUCCGGGACCCGAGUGGUUUAUUUUCCAUAAUCUCCCAUGUGAGUUUAUCGUUGACGUAAUUUCGGUAAUUUCCCUCCAAAAUUUGUAGGGGUCUUGCGUCUUUUGAAUUUUACUUAGACAUUUUUCAAAGCUUUGCUUAUAUUUUGUCAUUGUAGAGCCCUAUUCCUUACAGUGUUAUUUCUCAAGAUUAUUGUACAUGUAAACAAUGUCUUAUAUUGCUGUACUGUAAAUUUGAGCCAUCACAAUUAUUAAUCCAUUAUUUUAUCAAUGUCUUUUUGUCUAUAUAAUAAAAAGAACAUUACAUGGCGGCUUGAAGAUAUGAAUUUUAUUUUGUCGUGGCAAAAACAAUAUUUUACUCACUUGCUGCACUCGUUCGUAAAAUUUUUUUUUGCCUUUCGAAAAUAAAAUUCAUAUCUUCGCGCCACCGUGUAAUAUCCUCUCUCUAUAUAUAACAGUGCGACUACUUUAACACUAUAACAGGGGGCCACUUGGACAGAAGUGAGCAUUAGAUUAUUCUCAGUAAACCAACAAUACAUGUACCUUUUUGAUCUCAUUCUUACUUACAUUUGAUGUUAGUUUGCGCUAAGAACUUUCCAUUCAAUGCAUUUUUUAUAACUUGGAAACAACGCACAGUGAUCAUGCUCAAGUCCAUUUAGCUAAAUACUCGGUAUUAAUUUUUCUUUGUUCUUACUUUUUUGUUGCAGUUAUGAAGCACACUACAACAGCUUGCACCGUCACACCUGUCUUAAAUGUCAGAGAUCAUUUCCAUCAACACAUCUCCUGGAGAUCCAUGUCCUUGAAAAUCACGAUGCUUUGUUCAGCAUGAUUGCCACAAGAAAAAACUUGGUAAUGUCAGUAACAGUUUACAGAAAUAUAUUUACCUUAUUAUACGAUAUUAAUGUUCCAUGAAAUCAACGCGAAUCGUUAAAAUUUGCGUUAAUUUAAGUCGCGUUAAUUUUGUCUUUUGCAUUAAUUUUCUUUAUUCGAAAGUCGUUUUCGAUUAAAUUUGCGUUAAUUUAAGUCACGUAAAAUUCCAAUACCUUAAUUUCAUGGACCGUUAAUUUCCUAUAAUAAGGUAUACUCUGUGGUACCUGCAAUAAGUAGGUUUAAGAUAUGCCUAUGCCCCAUAUUAACCCUUUUAUACAUUGUAAGUCCCAAGAUUGACCAACAUCCAUUUUCUCUGAACAAUAUCACUACAUACUCAAGAGGAAAGGUUAUGAUCUCAAAAUAUAUGAAAUAAUCACUUAAGGGAUUAUAAAGUGCUUUGAUCUUGCAGUAACAAAUUCUCUUCACUUAUUCUGCAAGAAAUGUAUGAGUUUUUUAUUCAUGAAAAAUAAAAUUAUAUUAAACAAAAGUAAACUUGGACCCAAAUAAGAUCCUGGACAGCUUAAAGUAGUAAUGGCCAAUGUGAAAAAUUCGCAAACAUUCCAAAUUAUAAUUUUAUCCCUUUAAUUUGUAAAUUCCUACAACAAUUUUUGUACAUGUAGUGCUUUGUCAUGUUUUCACUCUGCAGUUUAUUGUUAUGCCAAUGAAGUGAUAUUUUUACUCCACGGUUUUUGGCAGUGUAUAUUAUUAGUGGAGGUUGAUUAUUUUUGUGCUUAUUUUUAAGACUUAAAAGGUCAACUUAUACACCUGGCCUCAGUUGUUUAAAGGGUGGAUAGUAUUAUCCACUGGAUAAAUCUCUCUCUUUGCUGGAUAAUGCAGUUAUUAUUAAUAUAGGCUUUAUAAGGAUCAUUACAUUUCUGGGAAACUGCCCACCUACCCCUUCCCUAAGGCAACAUUUUAACCUAAAUGAGAAGCAAGUGUUAAUGUUGGCUUAGGGGAGGGGUAGGUGGGCAGUCUCCAAGAAAUUUAUAAUGGUCCCUUGCUAAUGAUUUACAGUGUAUCUGGUGGAUAGCACCAUUCAAUGUUUGAAUAACUGGGGCCAGGUUUUUCAUUUCCUAGUUAGACUGACAAAGCAUUGUCAAGAUAAUUAUUGUGAGGAAUUUGAACACAGAUUGUAUACAUGUACACUUUAGUUUGACAGCAGCUAAACAUUGUGAACAAUUACUUUUUACUUUUGUAAAAUAGUACAGAUGUCUUGUGGAGAGCUGUCCUGAUAGAUUUUCAAGUGAUAAAGAGAGAAAGGUGAUUUAGUAUAAAAGUAUGUUAAAAACUAUCUUAAUGUUUUUUUUUUGUUUGGUAGCCAAAGGGGUGGCUGUACACAGGCAAGUAUUAAUGUUAAUAAUGUUUUUUGGUAAUAAUUUAUAUUAGCAACUGACUCAUCUCAACAAAUGCACAAAAAAGUACAAAAUAAUAUAUUAUUGAGUGGGACCUACAAUUUACAUGUAUAUUAUAAAUGGACUUCAAAGUGUUUAACAAUUGUCUUGAAAUACAGUCUGUACUAUGUCAAAUGUUUGAUUUUACUUCUCGAACAUGAUUUCCAAACACUCAUUAAACAUCAAUUCCUGCAUGUUUUAGAUAUAAAUAAUAAUGAAUGAGUUUAUUUAAUAAGAAAGAUGGUUUAUAAAAUGUACAUGAUAACAUGACGCGAACUUUCAUAAAUUACUCACACAAACAAACACAAACAAAUUUUAUUAAUAAGGAGGUAAUGUAACAGAAGCAUUGCCCGCAGCUAGCAAGGCUAUUCAAGGUGGGACAGUGUGUUCAAAAUAAGAAAUUUAGAUUAAGGCUUAUAAGAACGAUCUACACACGUCCGACCAGUGUGCUCUCAGCACAGGUAACCAUUACAGAACUGUGUUUCUUGCCUAUUUUUGGAAGGUAGUGAAAGAAAUUUGAAUCUGAUUAAGAUUGUUUGUAAUCUGUCAACAGGACCAUCUGGUGUCUUUUCACAAGUAUCCCACGGACUUCAGAUUUAAUCGUCCAAGUAGACAGCAGCGGAAAAAGAAAACUUCAAGGUUUGAACCAAGGCACAGCGUAGCACCAUGAAAUAAAAUUAAUAAUAAUGAAAAUCGUGUUAAAUUCUUCCUAAACCUUCUACUAUAUUUAACUUAUCUUACUCAAAUUAAGAUUCUAGUUUAAGAUUGGUUGCCCUCUAAUAGACAGCCUUAGAAAAUUUUCAGUAGUAAAAUAUUAAUUUAUUACACUUUAGCCUAUUCCAGGCAUUCAGAUUGUACAAAUGUAAGAGUGGCUCUCCCCAGAAUUCUCUCGGUUUUUUCUUGCUUUCUUUACUUUGGCCCACCUGCCCCUUACUAUCUGAAUGCGUGGAACAGGCUAAUAGGCCACUUUUGAAUUGACAAAAUUCAGACUUGGCUCCGAGGCUGAGAGAAAUAAAACAAGACAGUAGUAAUCAAUGAGCCUCACUAUUUGAAACUGCCUAGUUACACUUUUUAUUCCAUUUUGAUUUAGUUCCCCAUCCUCUGAAGAACCUAUGGAAACAUCCUCAGCUUCACAGGUAAUAAUUAUAAUAAUGGUGAUUCUAAUAAUAAUAAUAAUAAUAAUAAUAAUAAUAAUAAUAAUAACAAUAGUAGUACCAAAAAUAAAUGUUCGUUGUAUUACAGUCAUUUAUUAAAAGUACUUGACAUCCCAAUGGAACACAAACUAAAUUUAAAGUUGAAAAGGAUAAAAUGUCCUGAUAGUUAAGAUAAUGAAAUGUACAACUUUUACUAAUGUUGUAAAAUAAUCAGUAUUUUUCACUUUUCAGGGUUUCUUCUGACCUAAAAGUGAAAAUUUAUUAUUAUUUUACAUGAUUCAGUUGAAAAUGCUAAAAAGGCCCAAACAAACACAUGUAUGUACAUGUAUCACCCAAUGCAUUGUAGGAGAUCCUUAAUUUUAAAAAAGGAUUCCUUGGUGAAUAAUGAUUGUGUUCCUCUUGGUAGAUUUCACUUUCCCUCUUUACUUGUAGGAAAAAGAGCCAAGUUCAGCCAGUCCAAACCCAAAACAAAGGUACAGUAGUUCAGUUGGUUUGAUUUACAGCCCUUAAUUAUUAAAGUUUUGAGUCUAAUCCUGUACUGUUACUUUAUACUGAAGUGGCCAUUAGCAACUUCUGAUAAUUAUAGUCUUUUAAAAUUAAUGCUCAUGCCAAAUUGUCUUGUAUUACUAGUAAUUGGCUUGUAAAUUUGACAAUACAAUGUAGAUCAAUUAUUUGGGCCUGUUCAGCAUUGUUUUUAAUGUGCAAACGUUACUUAUGACUAAUAUUUGAAUGUAAUAUAUUCCAUCUUGGUUUAUUCUUUAUGACACAAAUCUUUGAAUUACUUCCAGACUUCCAAGGACAAUAUGUUUUGGUAGAGGAUCAACCAGGGCUUUCCAAAGAAAUAUUCCCAAGAAAAGUAAGAAAAAGGCCAAAAGUAGUCAUCAAGAAAGUGGAGCAAAGAGCAAUUCUGCUGAGGUGUGUUUUAAUAGUAAUGCCAAACUUCUAUCAAACUGGGAGUGA